CAAUCUCUCAGUUCCUAAAUAUCUAUCCCUUACAUCAAUAUCUCGUUUCUGUAAAUCGAACUUCAUACAUCUUUACCACUCCGCGCAAUUCCAGAUGGCCCGCUGCAAUGCUUGUCUUCACGCCGGCGCAGGCGACGUCGCGCCCACUGCUAGCUGUGUACGUCGGGCAUUGGAAUACACCAAUCUAAUCAAGAAUUUGACAGUCAAGACGCUGGAUCUAUACCUGGACAACAUUCGACAUCUAGCGAUCUACGAUGAGGCACCCCAAGAAACCAAGGACCCCGAUAGCGUCAAGCUUCACAUAGCAAAAGUGCUGCGAAUACGCCACAGAAGGUUGAAAGAAAUUGAGCGGCUUUUUCAGAAGAGUAUACUGAGCUACCUGCUUUUAGUUGGGGUCCCCCUUGCGACUGGCAAAUCUCUCAUGUGUCAGGACUUGAUGCGAUACAUACAGCCAAUAGUCGACACUCCGAGCUUGAUCAAAGAACUGUUGGAUAUCAUGGACAGGAAGUUGCACAAAAGUGAAUCGGGGGUGAACACUGAUAGAUCAAGAUCUGCGUUUGUAUCAAUCGCACUCGGUGUUGACAGAAACGAUAAGCCUGAUCACGCAUCCGACUUAUCCCUGGAUAUAUACGCGAAUAAUUUGAAGGCAAUUAAGGGGCAGAGAGCUGUUUUGGAGAAGAAAAUAGAAGCCAUUGAGAAUUGCAGGACGGAUAUAAUAGAGACGCGAGUAAACGCAGAAUGCUUCCAUGACUUCAGCUUCGCGAGAGCGCUCGUGAAGUCCAAUCUACCUCGUGAGAUCAGAGAUAUCAUAUACAAUCACCUUGUAGUCAACGAAAAUGACUAUAUAUUGACCAACGAGUAUCUUUCAAUUGAAGAGCACUGCCAGCUCCCUAGUUGCCGCCAGCGGAUGGCUCAUCCCUUCCACUGCUUCAUGAACCCCGAAACUAUGGGCGAGAAAAUCGCGACAGAAGUAGCUCAGAUCUACUACACCAAGAACAAAUUCGCCCUCCCAGAUACAGAAUUCCUUCCAAUAUUCCUCACCCACUCCGCCUUCGACCUCCCAAUACAGCCAUUCCGUUUUAUCCGCAAUCUACACGUCGUCAUGAACAUCGCUUAUACCAACCCCGUCGACCUGAAGAAGUACCACGAUGAUCUAUCACAGCUUAACCGAAUCCCGAGGAAAGAUCUGCUGUGUUUCCAAUUUUCAUUCUAUUGUUAUCUGCGCGAGGAAGAUGAUGACCCAUCUCUGUUGAACGUGCUGGAAAUGCUGCGAAAACCAAUCUACGACCUCAAACACGCUGGGAGCAGCAUUCUGAUCAAGCAAGCCAACCGGCUCUUCUAUCCCGACGAGAGACAGCUACUUGCUUGUGGCAAGUUUGCUGAUAAUGCUGAAGCGAGGGUGGAGGAUGCAGAGGAAGUUGGCAAAUGUCCGUCUUUCUUCAACCUCUCGAAGGAUGAGUGGGAUGAUGAACAAUCCGCAACCGGGGAACAUGACCCUACAGUGAAUUUUCUCGACGAUACAAAGACGUAUGAUCCCGCAUACUUGAAAUCGCUUUUUGAGAAGCGUUGGGGCGGCUCGGAGAAUCUAUCGAGAGGGUAUUAUCAGGUAUCCCCCAAUGCGUUUUCCAUGUGGUCGCUGAUCGACCCGGGGGAUGAUUCUUCGGAGUGUAAUUACCCAGGUGUGAUAUUUGACUAG
Messenger RNA from Periconia digitata, 1696 nucleotides. NCBI's taxonomy places the organism in Eukaryota, Fungi, Ascomycota, Dothideomycetes, Pleosporales, Periconiaceae. The record is from the annotation of a GenBank genome assembly.